Oncorhynchus keta (chum salmon) is the source of this 925-nucleotide messenger RNA. RefSeq names its product DEP domain-containing mTOR-interacting protein-like. The record is from RefSeq and is a predicted model, not a curated record. Gene Ontology annotation, biological process: intracellular signal transduction. Lineage: Eukaryota; Metazoa; Chordata; Actinopteri; Salmoniformes; Salmonidae. The annotation marks the transcript as partial. The transcript is spliced from 8 exons.
GCUGCGUCUCCAUGAAGGGAAGGUGGUUAAGGACCGCAGGCAUCACCUGAGGACGUAUCCCAACUGCUUUGUGGCCAAGGAGCUGAUCGACUGGCUGCUGGAGCACAAGGAGGCGUCAGACAGAGACACGGCCAUCAGCAUCAUGCAGAAACUCCUGGAUCAAAGCAUUAUCCAUCACGUUUGUGACGAACACAAGGAGUUCAAAGACAUGAAACUGUUCUAUCGCUUCAGGAAAGACGACGGGACGUUUCCACUGGACAACGAAGCCAAGGUCUUCAUGAGGCUAUCUGCCAGCUCCACAGCAACCUUCUUUGUGCCAGCUCCUGCCCAGCCCCUGUGGCUGAUGAUGAACACAGAGACGUCCAUCCUAGCGACUCGGGAAGAAGAGGGUGAGACGUUUGAACGGACGCUGGUGGCCUCGGAGCUCGUUGAUUGGCUGCUGGCAGAGGGAGAGAUGGCGACCCGAGAGGAGGCGGAGCAUCUUGGACGGAGGCUUCUAGAACACGGGAUCAUGCAGCAUGUGACCAACAAGCACCACUUUGUGGAUGGAGGGCUGCUGUACCAGUUCAGACUGAACUUCCGAAGGAGACGACGUCUGAUGGAGCUGCUGAACGAGCGCUGUCGUACCAUCCCAGAGAGCCAUGACAGCCCCUUCUGUCUCCGCAAACAGAACCCAGAGGGAAGCAACACCAGCUUCCUAUCUGUGAGUCCUACUAAAGAGAUCAAGAUGAUAGUAGGUAUCCGUCGUAGCAGUAUGAGCAGCAGCUGUGGCAGCAGUGGUUACUAUAGCAGCAGUCCCACCCUCAGUAGCAGCCCCCCGGUGCUCUGUAACCCAAAGUCAGUGUUGAAGAGACAAGUGAGUCCUGAGGAGCUGCAGACCCCAGGAGGCCCUUACAUAAAGAAGACAUUCACACCAGCAGACUGA